Trichomycterus rosablanca is the source of this 2079-nucleotide messenger RNA. It is a transcript of the gene sugct, whose product is annotated as succinyl-CoA:glutarate-CoA transferase. Lineage: Eukaryota; Metazoa; Chordata; Actinopteri; Siluriformes; Trichomycteridae. The record is from RefSeq and is a predicted model, not a curated record. The transcript has 14 exons. Gene Ontology annotation, molecular function: catalytic activity.
CGUUGUAGCAAGCAUGUCGGUUGAGGGUUGCAUUAAACUCUUUUCUUGUGUUAACAGAAUACGACCAUGUCUUCUGCACAUGAAGACCGACUGUUCGUAUGUUAGAAGAGCUUUCACGUCUGAACAAAAAGGUUUGAAUCAGCUAAAACCACUAGAUGGCAUUAAAGUCUUGGACCUUACCAGAGUAUUGGCUGGCCCGUUUGCCACAAUGAUAUUGGGAGAUUUGGGUGCAGAGGUGAUUAAAGUUGAGCGGCCAGGUAUGGGGGAUGACACAAGAGCAUGGGGACCACCUUUCAUAGGGGAUGAGAGUGCUUACUUCCUCAGUGUGAACAGGAAUAAAAAGAGUAUUGCUGUUAAUCUUAAAGAUCCAAAGGGGGCUAAACUUGUAACAGAGCUUGCUAAGCAGUGUGAUAUUCUGGUGGAGAACUAUCUUCCUGGUAAACUGGCUGGGAUGGGACUUGGAUAUGAAGAUCUGAGUGAAGCAGCCCCACAGCUUGUUUACUGCUCCAUCACAGGUUAUGGUCAGACAGGACCCCAGUCACACAAACCUGGAUAUGACUCUAUAGCAUCUGCUGUGUCUGGGAUGAUGCACAUCACAGGUCCUGAGGACGGGGAUCCUGUAAGGCCUGGUGUCGCUAUGACAGACCUUGCAACUGGGCUGUUUGCUCAUGGAGCAAUUAUGGCUGGUCUGCUGCAGAGACAGAGGACAGGACAAGGCCUUCACAUUGACUGCAACUUACUCUCCUCUCAGGUGGCUUGUCUCACCCACAUUGCUGCAAACUACCUCAAUGCAGGAAAAGAAGCCAGAAGAUGGGGAACGGCCCAUGAGAGCAUCGUUCCUUAUCAGCUAUGAGAAACGCUUGGCUUUAAAACCAAAGAUGGAUAUCUUGUUGUGGCUGCUGGAAAUGAUCAGCAAUAUUUCAAAGUGUGCAAAGUCCUGAACCAGAGUGACCUGGCUGACAAUCCCAAGUACAGAACCAACACGUUACGAGUGCAGCAUCGUAAAGAGCUCCUGCAGAUCCUGGCUGAGAAGUUCUCUGAAGAAUCCACCACUGAGUGGCUGAGACGCUUUGAAGGGACCGGAGUUCCAUGUGGACCCAUUAACACCAUCCAGCAGGUGUUUUCCAACCCACAGGUUGUGCAUAAUGGCCUUGUUUUUGAGAUGGACCACCCAACGUCAGGGAGGAUUGCAGUGCCAGGUCCUGCUGUCCGCUUCAGUGCAUUCGAAUUUCACAAGCCAACUCCACCUCCUGUUAUUGGUCAGCACACAGUUGAAGUUCUGAAGGGCAUCCUGGGAUAUAACGAUGAUGUCAUAAACCAACUGCUGGCUUCACGGACCAUCGCUCAAAAUACAGUUCACUAAUGCAGCAGAACAAGGCCUGGCACAGAGCAGUUCCAAAAUGUCACUUAACAGCCUCUUAUAACAAAAAAAAAACCUGCAUACACUAACAUGACACUAUAGAAAAAAUAUUGUUCCACCUUCCACAUGCACUGGUUGUGUUUUUGUAAUUAAUGUGUUAGAAAUCUAGCUGCGAGCAAGCCACAGUGUAACAGUAACAGAGUGAUGACGCAUGAGUGUGGCUCUGAGGGCCGGCUGUGCUUUUUUGGCGUGUCCGGUGGAACGUAGUCUGGAUUUCUGACAUGCACUCACAUUCACAUCACACUAAUCUUCCAGCUUUAUUGAUCAAUAACGUAUGCAGACUCCCUGUGGAAAAAAGCUUUCAACUUAGUUUUAGUAAUGGGAAAAAGAGAAAUCUAUUUCUCAGCCCUUCAGGCUGGCCCGUAAACUUUCAACCUCAGUUUCCAUCUUCGUAUUAGCAAAAAUCAUGGUUUUUUUGCUAGAAACCACAGUGGAGGCGUGAGUGUUUUAAAUCAUGUGUUUUUGUUCACAGUCAGAAAUAUAAUUACUUAAUUGACAUGUUUUCUCAGAGACAGUAACUCCCACCUGAGUACCCCUCCAGUUCUGUACUGUUUAGUGUAUCAAAAGUUUCAAAGUCAUCAUUACAAAAUUAUUUGCAUAUUACACACAGACCAUAUAAGCCAAAAUGUAGUAUAUACAGUUGCAAUCAAAAAUAUUUA